GCUCUGGUGAUGGCGGCCUGGGUCAGCAAGUCAGUGUUUUGAAAACGUGAUGUUGGCCUAUACUCCCCACUCAACUACAGACAGGCUGACACGCAUCUUGCAUGUAUAUGUAUAGGUAUACGUGUAUUUCGCCAUCAUUAGUGAUUCAUCUGAGAGUUUAUAAGAUAAAUAAAUAUUUGAUGGGUAAAAGGACCAGAAAGAGGAAAAAGAAUAGUCUAACAUUGAUCAUGCGUGGAAUUGUGAAGCAGCCGUGUAAGCCUUGUAUACCAUCUAGCUUGCUUAAACCAACAAAUCCAUCUCCUCAAGAAAAGGAUGGUCCCAAGUGUGAAACUACAGGUAGUCAACAGUAUAGUGGACAUGCUGAAAAGCGUGGAGAUGCAAGUAACACUGUUAUGCCUCGUGGUACAAAGAGUGCUGAUGGUAAUGGAUCCUGUAUUAGAAAUGAGAAUAAAGAGUUGAAAGGACAGAGACAUACUGCUGAGAAUGAUAAACCUUUAACACAAGAUCAGAGAGCUUUAGAAGAAAAUUGUGCAGAUAAAAAAAAUGCUGAAAAUGAGAAGGCUUUAAGACGUGAUUGCUCCCAGUUGCCAUCUGAAGUUGAAAAUAAUAUAAAAAAAUUACUGAAUCAUAACCCAAAAGGGAUUAAUCUUGAGAAAAUCAGUUUCUUUUACAAAAAAAAUUUUGGUAAAAACUUAAUUCCAUCUGAUUAUGGUUAUUGUGAUAUUAUCGAGUUAUUGAAAGCCAUACCAAAUACGGUCACCAUGAAGUGCAGUGGACAUGAGGGCCAGGUGCUGCUGUUGCCUAAAACAGGUGGAAGCAGUGAGAACAUGUGGUCUUCCCAACGUCACGCAGACUCUGUUAGAACGAUCUUCCAGACUAUUUUGAAAGAACAUGGAGGUGGCAUAUGCCUUGACAAUCUUACUGCAGAAUAUGAGAUUAAAGCUGGUAGGAAGUUGAAUUUGAAUGAGUUGGGGUUUAAUUCGAUCCCAGACCUUCUAUCAAGUUUUGCUGAAAUUUUCCGUGUAAUCCGGCAAGGAGACAAACACUUUGUGUGUGAUUCUAAUUACAAGGUUUUUAUGGAUUCUGAGAGUAAAGAAGUCUCCCCAGUUAAUGGAAUUCGUCGAAAAUUAGACCAAGAGUGCAUUGAACGAUUAAAGAAGCUGUUGGAGGAGUUUCCCGAUGGUCUUUCUACAGAUGAGCUUAUAGGAGCUUAUAGGGGAUUUUAUGGAGCUACACUAGAUGACUUGAAUCCUGAAACCUAUGGUUAUAAAACUCUUGAAGCCCUUUUAAAGUGUCAUCCAGAAGUGAUCAGCAUUCGUUAUUGGGAUGGAAAGAUCAUUAUACUGGCUAAUACUUCCAUUUUUCCACACAUUUCAAACCAGGGUGAACCAUUGUCUUGCCCCAUGCAUGUUGCAGGUGUUCAUGACUCGUAUAAAACAUUAGAAGAGAAGUCUCUCUUAUUAGUUGGACAGAUGGUGGAUUUGGUGGUUGGAGAAGUGUACUCGCCAAGCCGUUUUUGGGUUAUUCACAAAGGGAGAAAUACAUCACAGGCCUUGAAUUCUCUCAUGGACUGCAUGUUCGAGUUCUACAGCAGUCGCCUUGGAGAACGCUAUGUUAUUCCAGAGGAAAAGGUGACCAUUCGUGCUCCGGUCAUUGCUCUUCACGAGGAAGACAUGAAUUUCUAUAGGGCAUUUAUUGUGUCACUGGAAGACCUUCGAACUGUUAAGCUGUUCUUUGUGGACUAUGGUACUGUUUGUCAGUGUGACUAUUCAUGUCUGCGUUUAGUUCACAAGAAAUUCUUCACACUCCCAGCCCAGGCUAUGAAGGCAGUUUUAAGUGAUGUGAUUCCCUCACAUGGAAGAAAAUCAUGGGGCCGAGAAGCCUCACAAAGGUUUCUGGAGUUGGUGCAGAACAAAGCAGUCAUAGGGCAUAUUGUUUCCUUGAAGGGUGCUGCAUAUAUGAAUCUAUGGGACACUAAUAGUCAGGAAGACAUAAACAUUGGGGAUAUUCUUAUUGCAGAGGGUUGGGCAUCUCCCAGUCAUCCUGCCUCUAUAGAUGUAUUAGGUCAGCCAGACUCAAGUGUUACUAAAGCUAGUUACAGCAGCUCUGAAAAGCUAAUUGUUCAGUGCACUGAUCCAGUGAUAAACACCCUAAAUCCUGUAGAAAAUUCAAGUAUUUCCAUAAAUUUGACUCCAGUAGUGUCUUUGAGAGAUACUUUCACACAGAGUGCCGUAUCUAAUCCUCAUGGUGACCAAAUAGCCAAUAUAGAUUUAGUUCAUGAUAAACAUAAGAAUGUACCAAGUUGCCCAUCAUCGGAGUCGAGCCAUAUUUCACUGGAUUAUGAACAGAAUGUCAAAAGUAAGUAUCCAACUGUAACACAGUCUUCUCCUUACGGGACAGCUGCCUUUAUUGAAAAUCUCUGUCGCUUAAUGAAUGAUCUAAACUUGAAGUCAUCCAGGCCUGAUAUGUGGGAGCCUUCUCAGAUACCCUUUUCAUGCACAGCCACACCUGCAUCACCACCACCACAACUAUCAACUUCAGAGGCUCCCCAGAAAAUCAACUUAAUUCAUACGGAAGUGCCCAAGUGUUUCCAAAACACAAUACAACAACUGGAAAUUAUGUCCAAAACUUCCACUCAAGUUACUGAGGCAAGAAAAUUUUCAUCAGUUGCACCUCCACCUGGAUUUGGUCCUGUGCCUACAAACCUGCAAGUUACACACGAAGUGAGAGAACCUUCAGUGAGUGUUAGGUUGGUACCUUACAACAGUCAAACUGUUGCAUCCAUGGGAUUACAGACUAGUGUGACAACAAGUAUUGACCCUCCUAUACUUUCAACUGGGAUAGAUGACAUAUUCUACAGUGAUGAAGAUGACGACGAUGAUGAUGUAAUAAUGGAGAACCUGAAAUCAACAAAAGAUUAUCAAAAGUACCAGUGUGUGAUAAAACGGGUAGCACCAUCAGCAAGUAUGAUGCUUCAUGUAAUUGAGUUAAAUGGGAAGUUAUUUGUCAUAAGUGCAGAGGUAUCCCAGCUGUUGAACUUGGAUGUCCACUCCUUACUCCAGGAAAAGAUAAUGGACUUCCCAUCAGUUAUCCUUGGAAAGGAUUCCCAUGCAAAUGUGUACCAACAGCUUAUUGAGUAUGGUUGCAAAGCUGUAUAUGGUAGUGAUGGAGAGAUUCUUCGAAGUUUCAUUAUUUAUCCAGCAACCUUAUUACCAAGAAUUCUUCAGUUUCUUUCACGUGAUAAGUCAAAACUACUAUCAACUCUAAAGAACCUUGUUGAUGAGUGUGCAAGUCAAGACAGAGGUUGCUUUGAGAAAGAUACUCGGGAAACACGAUGCCUAAUUUCUGGGGCCCAAGACACUAUUCCAAGCAUUCCUUACCUUGAACUAGGAAGCCAAACAGGUAAUAUACAAGACCUUUCAGACCCAAACAAUAAACUACAAAAUAGAAGUAAAGAAUCACUUGAACAUUUGGAUGAAUAUUUAGACAUUAGCGAUACUCCCGAUUAUGAGCCAUCAAAUUCAAAGGGAUUUAGCAGUCACUGUAAAGAAAUGACAGCUGCAGAGCCUCAGAAUAAUAUGUUAAGAAAACCAGACUCGGCAGUGGAUAAUUACUGCUCGGACUCGAGCAGUAGUGAAUAUUCAUAUGAUCCAUCCAUUAGAAUAUUAAACUAUUCUACGAAAGGCGUAACGACACGUAAUAAAACACAUAAAGUACAAGAAUCAAAAACUUUAGACAAAUUCCCGAAGGAAAUGAAAAUGAAUAUUGAACCUCUUAGUCUAAGUGAAGUACCAGACAGAAACACCUCUCAUGCUAUUGUCCAACAUGUGGUCACACCAGUAGGGCAUGAAAAGAAUUGUUCGGUAAGACCAAAGGAAAUACAGAUAACUCGCAAUAUAAACAAAGAAACUGUUAAGCUACGAUCAAAUGAUUGUCUGCAGGAUAAAGGUGAAUGUAAUAGCAUCGGAAAGUUCUCUCUCCUUUCUUCUGAACAUGCAAGGGAAUCUGCUCAGUUAAAUAAAAAUGGAGCAAUAAGCAUUCCUUCAAAAAUCCUUGAAAUCAAAGGAGUAGUCCCUGAAGAGUCUGUUCACCAAAGCAUGAACAAAGAGGGUGAUACCUCUUGCAAGUCAAAUAACUACAUAACACAGAACAAAGAGGACACACUACUUAAAAACAAGGAAACCACACAUGAGCACAAGGAGAGCAUAAGACCCAGCAAGGUACAAAAUGAGCUAAGCAAAGAAAAGGAAUCUGAAAAAUACACUUCCAAUUUGGAAUAUGUAGAGUGUGUUAGAGAAAUUGUAUCAGCAUCUCAGUCAUGCUCAAGUGAAAAACCCCCCUCAGACAGGAGUGGUUGUUUUAGUGAGGGAUCUGAUGCUUUGAAAAAAAUAAUUUUGUAUCAAAGGAAAUUUAUUUCAUAUUUAAGACAGCAAAAUUUAGCAAAGAAAAAUCAUGAACUGAUUUGUGAUUUAGUUGACAAUAUUGGUAAAUGUCAAGGGCUAUAUGAGAGACUGCUCAAAUCAGAACCUCUGAAUGAAAAAUUGCAGAAAAGUUCUGAUACUCAGGAAUACUUGAAAAAAGAUAGGUGUCUAUCAGAAUGUGAUGAAGUUUAUGAUUCAGAUGUUGAUAGUGCUGAAAAACUUUUCAAAAGAAGUGAUGUUGAUCCCGUCAGGAAUAUUAAAGACCCCUCAGGAGAGAAGACCAUUCAGGAGAGGAGAGGACCACUCAGGAGAAGACCACUCAGGAGAGGAGAGGACCUCUCAGGAGAGGAGCACUCAGGAGAGGAGAGGACCACUCAGGAGAGGAGAGGACCUCUCAGGAGACCACCACUCAGGAGAGGAGAAGACCUCUCAGGAGAGGACCACUCAGGAGAGGAGAGGACCACUCUUAAGCAUGAAAGGAGGAUAAAGGAUAUGGGAUUUAUUGCCCAGAAAGCAAAUGAAGAUGGUAAACACAUGGUGAAAAGUACUCAUUAUAGCUCGAAUGCCAUGAAAUGUGCAUUACUUACCAAAGAUCCUUUGCUGACUAGGGAAGCAUUCGAUACGGAGAGCGUGAGAAUUUCAACAGAGAAUCAGCAUAACUUACAAAGCACGAACUCGUUCAUGACCACUUGGGUAAAUAAUGCAGCGAUUGGCUGUGCCUCGAUGACAUUGCCUGUUUAUCCCCAAAUUUUUGGAUAUGCUCAGGUGAUUGAAACCCAUCCAUUUAAUUUCCAACAUUUUAUCCCAGUUCAGAACUCGAGUUCUUGUUACCUUCCUUCAAAUUUACAAAAAAAUUAAUACAUAUUUUUUAAGGCGAGUUGAGAAUAGUUUUUGGCUUCGUAAUAACUGUAACUUUAAUUUUCUUGUAUUCAUUAUGGAACAAAACUUUUAUUUUUAUUUGUAAACAUACAUGUAUAUAUAUAUAUAUUAUUGUUGAUUACUACAUCCUGAGGUCAGUAAAUGGCCUACAGGAGACCUCAAUAAACCUAAAUACAUACAGGCUUCCUGUACCUGGCAAUGAGAAUUAAUGUGUUUUCUAAAUAAAUUGUUGCACUAUAACAAUACGUUACAAGAGGCUUUUCCUUUGUCAUAUAAUUUGCUAUCCAGCAUUUUGUUUAGAGUUUCUUACUAAUUACUAUGUUUAAUUUUGUUCUCUACAUUAUAUAUUAAUUUUGUGCCUCAAUCUAGGAAUGAUAAUUAAUCAAACGGAUAUGGGUUAUACUGUCACACAAAACAUCUGUACUUUAGAGACAUACAAUUUUGUUUUUUGUAAUUGUGUGUUACACUAUUAGUGAAUUAAAUUGACAGUAUGUAUACAACUGAAAAGGAAGAGUUUAGCAGAAUUUCUAGAAUUGGCUAUGAAAUAAAGAUCUCCAAGCAGUCUUA
Molecule: messenger RNA, 5867 nt
Organism: Procambarus clarkii (red swamp crayfish)
Lineage: Eukaryota; Metazoa; Arthropoda; Malacostraca; Decapoda; Cambaridae
Product: tudor domain-containing protein 5
Source: RefSeq, a predicted model, not a curated record